This is a messenger RNA of Neodiprion virginianus, 5022 nucleotides long. Its product is annotated as serine/threonine-protein phosphatase 6 regulatory ankyrin repeat subunit A-like. NCBI's taxonomy places the organism in Eukaryota, Metazoa, Arthropoda, Insecta, Hymenoptera, Diprionidae. The coding region runs from base 648 to 3764 and encodes 1038 amino acids. The record is from RefSeq and is a predicted model, not a curated record. Gene Ontology annotation, cellular component: cytoplasm. Gene Ontology annotation, molecular function: protein binding. The transcript is spliced from 17 exons.
GGUUUUCGACGCCUUGCUCAGUCUACCUCAAUAUUAUCUCUAUGCCAAAAAUCCGAGCGUGGACUCUCUUGUGUGUCCUGUAUGAAUCACCAUCGCUCUUCUGUCACGCGGUGAACGCGACUGUGCUUGAGGCUAAAUUGAUAGUCAAUUGCAAUAAAAAUAAAAAAUGAACAAUUUACUGGAAAUUCUUGUCACACAAGUGUGGUUUCGGAUACCAUUUACCGUUGGUCUCCGUCUAAAAUUUUCAUGAGUCGAUCGUGGAAAACAAGUAAUUACUGUUUCAUCGUUCAAUUUGUUAUUGAAAUCGGGAAACUCGUAUGCGACGAGAAUUCAAAUUUCACUUUUCCAAUGUGCGGUACGUGACAGCAGAUAACAGUUUGUUUACUUAAUUGUCAAUAACUUUCGGAUGCGUCUUAUGAACGUUGAUUAGUUGACAAACAUGUUAAAAAUGUUUCGCGACGAGACGCAGAUUCAAAUUACCUGCAUACUUGUAAUCGGAGAUAGAUUUAUAUGUUUGAAUAAAGUCAAUCACAACGGUUGCCAGGCAAACUCGUAUUAAGGCAACUGGGGCAAAUCAUUUCUGAAUAUUGUUCAUUCAGUGUGACUUGCCAGGAUCCUUGUAAUUGCAAGAAAAGUACAGUAAUUUAAUGCCACCCUUGAUCCAAGCUAUAUUCAAUGGCAACCUGGAAGAGGUUAAGGCUUUGCUGGUGCAACAAGUUGGUGUAAAUUCGAGAGAUUCUGAACAACGAUCUCCUCUACACGCAGCUGCUUACAUGGGAGAUCCAGCCGUCGUACAGUCGUUAAUAACUUGGGGAGCAUUUGUCAGCCAAAAAGACAACAGAUGGCUAACACCGUUGCACCGAGCCUGCCGUUCAGGUAAUUGGGGCGCCGUUAAUGUACUGCUGAUGUAUGAGGCAGAUGUGAAUAUUCGUGACCGCAAUUGGCAAACACCGCUGCACGUCGCUGCUGCUAAUAAUGCGAUACAAUGCGCAGAGAGUCUCAUCCCUCUGCAAAACAUAAACGUCACAGACAGGGGUGGAAGAACGAGCUUACAUCAUGCCGCCUACAAUGGACACUUUGAAAUGACGAAGCUUUUAGUAUCUCAACCCGGGUGCAUUCUCAACGCUUGCGACAAGAAAGAUCGGAGAGCCUUGCAUUACGCCGCCCACAUGGGUCACGAUGCUAUUGUCAAAUUACUAGUGGAAAACACGGCAUCGGUCGAUGUUAAGGAUCGUGAAUUAUAUACUCCGCUGCAUGCCGCCGUUGCUUCAGGAAAAGUGAACUGCGUCCGUAUAAUCAUUGCCGCCGGAGCAGAUAUUGAGGCAAAGAAUGUGUAUGGAAAUACGCCAUUGCACAUAGCCUGCUUUAAUGGGCAUGCGAACACUGUGACGGAAUUGAUCAACCACAACGCAAAUAUUGAGGCAUUGAAUUACCGUGGUCAAACACCACUACACGUUGCUGCCGCCAGUGUGCAUGGUGUCGAAUGUUUGGAGGUUUUACUAUUUUCUGGUGCCCAAAUCAACGUUCAAUCUCAGGAUGGUCGUACUCCGUUGCAUGUGACCGCCAUUCACGGUCGUUUUACACGCUCCAAGAGUCUACUGGACAGAGGAGCGUCGGUUGACACCCGUGAUAAGAAUGGAAACACAGCUUUGCAUAUCGCGGCGUGGUACGGGCACGAAUGUCUCUCGACUACCUUACUUGAGCGCGGCGCCUCACCAGCGGCACGAAACUCCGAUCAGAGAACACCUCUUCAUCUUAGCUGUCUCGCAGGGCAUAUAGAGGUCUGCAGAAAGCUAUUACAAGCGGACAGUCGGCGUAUGGAUUCUAGGGAUAUCAAAGGUCGAACACCGUUACACUUGGCUGCUUUCAAAGGAUCGGUCGAGUGCUUGGACUUAUUACUUUCGAGCGGGGCCAAUUUUCGAUUGCCAGACAAUCAAAACAGAUCUGCACUCCAUUACGCCGCAGGCCAGGGUCAUUAUCUCUGUGUUUUCACUCUAGUGGGAUUUGUCAGUGACGUCAACGCUCAGGACACAGAGGGUGCAACACCCUUGCAUCUCGCAGCUGCAGCCGCUGAUCCCUCGGACUCUGAAGCGCGGUGUGUGCAAUACCUGUUGAAGCAUAAAGCUGACCAUCUAGUUCGAGAUAAACGUGGAUUCACAGCGAUUCAUUACGCCGUCGCUGGAGGAAAUCAACCCGCUCUCGCAGCGUUACUCCGAGCAUCCACACCUCAUAAUCUAUUGGUUUCCACGGCCCCAUUUACGACAACCACGGCGGACGGGGAUCAUCCGCAAUGUCCAGCUCUUACACCGUUACAUCUCGCGGCGCAUUAUGGUCACGGAGAAAUUCUGAGACUUCUGCUACCGCUUUUCCCAAAUACCAACAUUAAAGAAGAAACUGGCAAGACGCCUCUAGACUUGGCGUCAUACCAAGGGCACAAGCAGUGUGUACAACUCUUACUCAGAUGCGGCGCUGUCGUAUCGGUGCAGGAUUCCAUCACGAGAAGAACUCCUGUACACUGUGCCGCUGCAGCAGGUCAUUCCGAAUGCUUGAUUUUAUUAUUGGAAAAUACCGAAGACCCCUCAGUUGUGGAUCGUUGCGAUGCCAAGCAACGAACCGCAUUGGCAUUGGCGGUAGCAAAUGCACACCUCGAUUGUGCCAUAUUGCUCUUAAAAUAUAAAGCCGACUGCAAUUUGCCUGACAUAAAUAAGCAUACUCCAUUGUUUCGCGCAGCAAUUCAAGGACUACAUCACAGGCUUGGAGACCUUCUUUUAGAAAAUGGUGCCAUUGUCGCAGUCCAGGAUGGUAAUGGAAAAACACCUUUACACCUGGCAGCUGCAUGCGGCAGACGGUCAGUUCUAGCAGCGUUAAUAGCGGCUGACCCUAAAGCAGCGACGCUAAAGGAUGAUCAAGGUUGUAACGUGCUACACUGGGCAUGCUACAACGGGCAUUCCGAUUGUGUCGCAUACCUUUUGGAACAGAAUGUGAUCGACUCGCUGGAAGGUAAUCCAUUUUCUCCGGUACACUGUGCCGUCUAUCAAGGCUCAACCAAUUGUCUGAUAUCAUUGAUACGCAAGUUUGGAGGAAGAGCAGUAGCAACACCUAGGGAUACUCUUGGUGGUCGUUUGCCUUUGCAUGUCGCCGCCAGCGCUGGCUCUGCAGAAUGUGCUCGUCUCAUUCUAACUGCAGUCGGAUCAGAAGAAGCCGGCCUUGAAACACCAGAUUGUGAAGGACGAACGCCUUUGCUAAGCGCCGCGGCAACAGGGCAAUGCAACGCUAUCGAGUUAUUAUUGGAAUGGCAGGCGAACGUACGUGCUGUCGAUGCUAACAAAAAUACUGCACUUCACUUGGCUUGCCAACGACGUCAAUCACCGGCAGCUCUGGUCCUACUUGAUCACAUAAACAGUAUAUGCGUCGAAGAUGAAAACUUGCAGGAGCAACAACUGCAUAGAGCGGCAAUAAUAAAUAUGGCGAAUAAGCAGUUGAGAACGCCGUUACACCUUGCAGCAAGAAAUGGUUUGGUGUCGGUGACGCGCCGACUUCUGCAACAAGGGGCCAGUGUUGUUGCAGUUGAUGCAGACGGGCUUACACCUGCACUUGCUUGUGCUCCAAAUCCUACCGUCUCUCGUUGCUUAGCUACAAUACUUGCAGCGAACGGUCAAAACUGGAAUGCCGAUCAACCGACAUCGAUUCAGCAAACCUCGGAAGCCUACUUGAAAAGUCGAUCCGGUGAUUCUCAACAUAGCUCAGAUUCCGAGUUUUAUUGAUGACAAAUGAUGUUGAAGCUACAAUCCUCAAGUUCCCAAAGACUUGAAAAGUCUCGUUUCUACCAACUUAUGCGUAUCAGUUGUACGUACACGAACAUCCUAAGGAACGCUGGCAGGAACUUCUAGCCGGGAGCCGAGACGCCAAGGACUACCAGUGAGCAAUCUUGUUGGUAAAGUUAGAUUUAUUUCUCGAUUACCCAGUCCUGCAUAGAAAGCACUCAUGCCUGAAAUGCGUGAAAUCGAGGAUACGCGACUACUGCCAAGUUUUAUGCCACAGAUAUUUAGCCUGAAAAUCGCCGGUCUCCGUAAACAGAUGGUAUAAGCGAGCACAAGUCGAUUUCUCAAAUUUUCUGUAUGAAAUUCCCGCUGUACCAUAUGAUUGUUGGGUAUUUCAUUUGAAGAUGCACCAAAUAUCCAUGUUGAACCUGAUCAACUUCAGCUGCACCUGCAAACUUCCAUUAGAGCAUAUGUUUGUCUUGAUAGCUCUGACUGAACUGUGCAUUUGGUGCAUUCUUAACACAACUGCAAGCAUUAUUAUUUACUAUCUUAGAUUCGAUGAAUCUGGCCACCACAAUAAGCAGAGGCACAGACAUUUAAAAAUUUUAACGUUUCUCGUCCUCGGACUUGAACUCUACUAUGUCUUCCGGUCUGAAGAUGUGAAAAAAUUCUGUACAUAUUCUUCCUAUAUUCAAGCUUAGUUCGAUACUGUACGGUUUAUUGCAUCACCUCAAAGAAACCUGAAUUGUAUCAUCUUUCAUUAUAGAUGAAUAUCAUACACAUAAUGUUCGACUUCGAAGACUACUCAGCGCUGCUUAGUACAACUUAGCUUUCACAUAAAAAUACCAGCUUCUCUAUGUCGAAGAGUUGCCUUUUAAAUUGUACUUUAUCCAUGUAGUACGAAAUAUCUAUUUGUGUACGUGUCGACGAAGCCGCUAAAUUUGUACAAUUCCUCAGCUGAGGUGACAUUCCAAUAUUUGGUCUCUGCAACCAAACCGUGUAAGGAAUUUAUGGAAGCCAUCGCAGCCAAGACAAGAUAGAUUUGAAAGCUUCAUUCGACAGUAUUACAAAUUUGUGGCAUAUUUGAAAAUGGAUUGUAAAUAUGAAGAUGAAUAAAUGCUUAGGAUGAAAUGAUUAAUGUUACAAUUAGCAAGCUGUACGUUAUGUCAUGAAGCCAAUUUUUUACUGUAAUCGUUGGUGCCUCAGAUAAUGUGUAAUUAAAGUUUCGAAGCCUCGUAACAAUUGGACACAGUUGUCUUUA